ACUGGAUCUUUAGUGGGCACAUCACGUCAAGUAUCAAGAUGAAGCUGUCUCUGGUCGCCCUGUCCUGUCUGCUGCUCGCCGCCGCCAACGCGUACGAGCCUAUCGAGCUCAACUACCACGAGAAUGUGGGCAUCCCGAAGGCGGAGGCCAUCCGCCAGGCGGAGCUCGCCGCUGACUUCGACGGCACCAGGAUCGUAGGGGGUUCCACCGUCAACAACAUCCAGGAGUAUAGAUUCAUGGGAGGUCUCGUGAUCACUCUGACUACCGGCCAAACCUCAGUGUGUGGCUCCUCCCUGCUGUCGGCGACCAAGCUGGUGACCGCUGCGCAUUGCUGGCGCACACACAACGCUCAGGCUCGCCAGUUCACCGUUGUGCUGGGCUCUACGCGCCUCUUCUCCGGUGGUACCCGCGUCAACACCAACCGCGUCGAGAUGCACGGCAGCUACAACAUGAACACCUUGGCCAAUGACAUCGCUAUGAUCACCAUCAACAGGGUCAACCUCAACAACAACAUCAACACGAUCGCUCUCGCCUCCGGCAACAACAACUACGCCGGUUCCUGGGCGCGCGCUGCUGGCUUCGGACUGACCAGAGACGGUGGUGGUAUUAGCAACAAUCAGGCGCUGUCGCACGCCCGCGUGCAAGUCAUCACCAACGAUGUGUGCCGCCGCACCUUCGGUAACACCAUUCAGUCCUCCACGCUCUGCAUCAGCGGCGCCAACGGCAUCAGCACUUGCAGCGGCGACUCCGGUGGCCCACUUACCACCGACAACAGAAAUACUCUGAUCGGUGUGACUUCAUUCGGCUCUGCUCGCGGCUGCCAGCGGAACUUGCCUGCCGGCUUCGCUCGCGUCACUUCCUUCAACUCCUGGAUCCGGGCCCGCAUGUGAACACUUGAUAUCAAAUUGACAUUUAAUGAAUAAAUAAACGGUAUAUCUAUUAUU
Messenger RNA from Papilio machaon (common yellow swallowtail), 944 nucleotides. Its product is annotated as collagenase-like. Gene Ontology annotation, molecular function: serine-type endopeptidase activity. Gene Ontology annotation, biological process: proteolysis. The record is from RefSeq and is a predicted model, not a curated record. The transcript has 5 exons. The coding region runs from base 39 to 890 and encodes 283 amino acids. Lineage: Eukaryota; Metazoa; Arthropoda; Insecta; Lepidoptera; Papilionidae.